Staurois parvus is the source of this 462-nucleotide messenger RNA. Lineage: Eukaryota; Metazoa; Chordata; Amphibia; Anura; Ranidae. The record is from the annotation of a GenBank genome assembly.
AUGGCGGUGGAGUCCCGGGUGACGCAGGAGGAGAUAAAAAAAGAACCGGAGAAGCCGAUAGACCGGGAGAAGACAUGUCCCCUACUUCUAAGGGUGUUCACUACAACCAAUGGGAGGCACCACAGGCCAGAUGAGUUUGCAAGAGGAAAUGUCCCAUCCAGUGAACUGCAGAUUUAUACAUGGAUGGAUGCUACUUUGAAAGAGUUAACCAGUUUAGUAAAAGAAGUUUAUGGAGAUGCCCGGAAGAAGGGCACACAUUUCAGCUUUGCUAUUGUUUAUCCAGAUCUCAAGCGACCGAGCUACAGGAUAAAGGAGAUUGGAAGCACAGUUUCUGGAAGGAAGGGAUCAGAGGAUUCACUCACAUUACAGUCACAGAGGUUCCAUAUUGGAGAUUAUUUAGACAUUGCAAUAACGCCUCCCAACAGAGCUCCACCCCCAUCUGGGCGCAUGAGACCGUACUGA